GAAAGGAGGUAUGAAUGAAUGAUGUCCCCACACCCAAUAUCGAUUUCGAUUUCAAUUCCAAUUCAAUUUCCAUUUCCACUUCAGAGGGCAGCUUCUAAUUCCAUUCUAUGGAGUAUGGACUGAUGGUAUCUGCUGCUGCUCUUGCAAAUCGUCCUCUAUUGGUAGGAAUCGCAGGCCGAAAGGGAAACCAGAUCUUCUACGGAUAGUUAAGAAAUCGCACGCACAACAGGAAAGUGGGGCGGAUCUUCAAUUUCAACCCCACAAUCUCUACAGCGUCUCCAUUCUCUGCGAAAUUCCCGUGAUAAAAGAAGAGGGGAAAAAGAAGACUCCUCUGGAAAGCGAACUUUGGAGUUGAAGUGAAAGGGCUUUUCGGGCAUUGUUGUCUUGUUGCGAGGCUCGGCAUCUAGCGUGGUGUAGCAGGUAGCUACUUCAUGAAAAACUAGUUUUUUUGUUGGUCGGAAGGUCAGACUUGUUAUAUUCAUGAGCAUGGAUAAAGUAUCCCCAGAUUGUCCAUACCCUGGAUGCUUCUUUUGUGUGAUGAAGGAAGGAAACCCAAGCAAGCGGAGGGCAAGUUUGUUGAAGUUCUUUAGAGAACUUCCUUCACAGGAUGAUGAUGGCCAAGUCCUUCCUAUUAGUGGCCUUUGGAACACAGCCAUGGCACAUCCUAAUGACCCGGAAUUCAUUGAGUUGGGAAUUUUUGAAUGUAUGGCAGCUCUCAUCUGGAAAGGAUUGAAGAACAGACGGUGGCUGUCUCAUGACCAGAACAUUUAUAUUCCAUACUAUGCUGCACAUAUAAUCGGAUCCUACACUAUGAAUAUGGAAGAAUUUGCUGAAAUGGCAGUGCAUGCUGGGGUUAUCCCACCUCUGGCCGAACUUCUGAGAGGGAGGCUGACUUGGGUUGAACAGAGAGUGGCCGUGCGGGCUCUUGGUCAUUUAGCUACUUACGCUGCCACUUUUCCUGCUGUUGCCAACCAUGGAGAGAUAUUGGAGCUUUCGAUGCAGUUGGCAAUGAGUUCUCUGGAAAUUGUUUACACUCAUUUUUACCAGUAUGUAGACAGAAGGCUUAGUUAUCACUGUGACCUUCUCACACGCGGUAUGGGUGGUGUUGAAAUGGAGUCAAGGAAGGCUGAGGAGUGGGCUAGUCAGCUACAGUGCUGGUCUCUUCAGCUUAUCAAUUGCUUUGCUUUCAAACCUGAUUUCCUUUCUACUAUAUGCAAACCGGAGUUUCUAGUAAAGCUUCCUGCCAUGUGGGGAGGACUUGUUAAUGAAAAUUCACCUGCUGGUAUCGGGUUAUUGCGAACAAUUUGCCAUCAUAAGCAUGGGAGGGCUCCAGUUGCUAGCUGUCCAGGAAUUGUAGAUGCAUUGUGUAACAUAGCACGGUCAUCAGAUGAUUGGCAAUAUAUGGCAAUUGACUGCCUUCUGUGGUUGCUACAGGAUCCAAGUACCUGUCACAAGGUCUGCGACAAGGUAGUGCCAACAUUGAUUGACCUUGCAGAAAUAACCACUUUAGGGGAUCAUAAGAAACUUGGCGAUUCAAUUGUCAAUGUUCUCGAGGAAUGCAUUCAAUCCCCCGGAACAGGCCGCAACUCAAUGAGCAGCAGGGUAAAAGAGGAGAUCGAAGAACUCCUUGCUUCUAAACAGCGGCUAAAAUGGGAGAAAACCAUGCCGAAAGAGGAUCUUCACAUCAAGCACGCAGCUGCUUUAGUGGUUAAACUCGAAGGAAAUUCUCUGUUCUCUUCUGGAGAUAUCUCCGGUGCCGCAUCAAAGUAUUCGGAAGCAUUGGCAUUGUGCCCCAUGAGGUCUAAAAAAGAAAGGGUAGUUUUGUACAGCAACCGAGCUCAAUGCCAUCUUCUACUGCAACAACCCCUUGCUGCUAUACGGGAUGCUACACGUGCGCUCUGCCUUCAUAACCCCGUGAACCGUCACGCCAGAAGCCUAUGGAGACGAGCACAAGCCUACGACAUGCUUGGAUUCGCCAAGGAGAGCCUGUUGGAUGCUAUUUUGUUCAUAAACGAAUUCUCCCAGUCAACAGAUCCUGAUCUUUCCCUGAGGCAGAACAAGGUUCCCGACUAUGCCGAGCGCCUAGUUAAGAAGCAGAUGCGUGCCGCUUGGUUAUUUAGAGAGGCAGCUAUUAAACAUGGAGGCAUCCAGUGCGAAGGUGAUGCCGGAGAUAUUUGCGGCCAGGAGAGUGAUGACUCUGAAUGGGAAACAGCCAGCGAAAGUGAUAUUGGAGGAAAUGAUGGGAAGGAUGAGUUGGGCGAUGAUGACUUCGAACGGAAGGGUAGGAACAGUAAAGCUUCGGCAAAAGAUAGCAAGCAUGGGUACAAUCUGGAGCUCACUGAGGACGAGGCGUGAUUUGCAAACAUGGCUUACGGGGAAGACGGGAAGUCGAAUUAUGCAGGAAGUCUUGCAUAAGGAUCAUGGCAUCAAACAAUUGUUGCUCUUAUCUUUAUGGGGAUGAACACCUUUUUGGCAGUGUUUAUUUAAAGUUAUGCUUAAGUGCUUGUGCAUUUCGGUGAGUGUUAUAUUUAUGGUGAAGGAAGGAACUACGAUUGUAUUGUCAUAUGUUGAGUGUGUAACUGUAAUUGAAAUUGUACCUGUAGUUGAUUGCUUCUAUUUAUUGUUUCGUGCAA
This is a messenger RNA of Andrographis paniculata, 2633 nucleotides long. RefSeq lists its product as uncharacterized. Lineage: Eukaryota; Viridiplantae; Streptophyta; Magnoliopsida; Lamiales; Acanthaceae. The record is from RefSeq and is a predicted model, not a curated record. The coding region runs from base 481 to 2355 and encodes 624 amino acids. Gene Ontology annotation, molecular function: protein binding. The transcript is spliced from 4 exons.